UCUCUUCCCGGAAGGCUCAGUGUUUACAGCAGCUCACUUGUAGCUGUAGGUUGAGUGACUGCUUUAACAAACAGCAAAUGAGUUAUUUUAUGUUUUUUGCGAUCCUAUAUCUUGUUACGGCGUUUGUUUAAAUUAGCAGUAACCUGUGAUAAGAAUGACGGUUUUGGGAUCUGGCUAAUGUUGCUAGGUUAGCCAGCGAGGCGACAGUAGCAGCGGCUGCUAACUGAGCACAGAGCGGCUGCUGAUCCAUCCAGAGCAGGAAGUCAGGAAGGAGCGCGGCCAUGGGUGCGGAGAGCAGUGCGGUGCGGGGCUGCACUCUGCUGGAGGAGCCGCUGCUGACCCUGCCCUCCGGACCCACCAUGUACUCAGCGGUUCUCCAGGACGGGAAGCCCGCCUCUGUGUUCGUUCACAAGCGGGGCAAUGAAGACAAAGUCAACAAAGCUGCUAAGCAUCUGAAGACAUUGAGGCACCCGUGUCUGCUGCGUUUCCUGUCCUGCUCGGUGCAGGACGGCGACAUUCAUCUUGUUACGGAACAUGUGCAGCCUCUGGAGCUGCUGUUAGACAGCCUUUCCCCAGAGGAAAUCUGCGCAGGCAUCUACGAUGUCCUGCAGGCACUUGUCUUUCUGCAUGAGAGGGGUAAAUCGAGCCACAACAACGUCUGCAUUUCUUCCGUGUUUGUCAGUGAAGACGGCCACUGGAAGCUGGGAGGCAUGGAGACUGUAUGCAAGUUCUCUGAAGCAACUCCAGAGUUUUUCACAAGCAUUCAGAGCGCCAGAGAGGCCACCUGUGUUCCUCCUGAAGAGCAGGUGGAAGGCUUUAAAAUCCUUCCAGACAAACAUGCUCAUGCCCGGGACUGUUUCUCUUUUGGUAUAAUGGUGGAGGCUCUUCUCCCUUUGCUUAAUGAUUAUGUGUCGCAGGAGCUCUCCGACAGUCUGACAAAAACCCUGAAGGCAGGCCUGCUGAACUCUGACCCCUUGGCUCGACCUCCGCUCAGCUCCUUGCUGAGUCAUGACUUGUUCAGGAAUGACUUUCUAGAAGUGAUGAACUUUCUGAAGAGCCUGACUUUGAAGACAGAAGAAGAAAAGAAUGAAUUCUUUAAGUUUCUCCUUGACCGUGUCCAGAACCUUCCCGAAGAGCUGAUAGCUUCACGCCUUGUUCCCAAACUCCUCCACUCCCUUGUUUUUGCAGAACCCAUGGCUGUCAAGAGCUUCCUCCCUCAUCUGCUAAGACCACAAAAGGAUCCCAGUCAUGGGGACGGCAGCGAGGAUUGCCUGCUGUCCGUGUCCCUCCACCGGAAACAUGUGAUUCCCCAGCUGCUCAAGCUCUAUAAAGUAAACGAAGAACACAUUCGGAUUGUGCUCUUGACUCACAUCCACAUGUACGCUGAGUUCUUCUCCCACGAUGAACUAAAAACCCAGAUCCUACCCCAGGUUUUGUUGGGAAUGAGAGAUACCAAUGACUCCCUGGUUGCCAUGACGCUGCAAAGUCUGGCUGUGUUGGUGCCUUUGCUAGGAGCUCAGGUGGUUGUUGGUGGAGACAGAACCAAGGUCUUUAAACGCACUACACCUAGUUUUACCAAGUCUGCAGACGUCACACCUGAAACUUCACCUGUCCACAUAGUUGGAAUGGUUCAACCCUCCAGAAUCCCAAGUAUGUUUCCCAAACCAUCGGGGACCGAAGCCUCAGUUCUCAGUCACAUGGCAAACUUGACAGCCACACAAAAUAAGCCAAGAGUGAUUGCACUAUCAUCUGAUGCCAGUCGAAAAAUGUCUUUACCUUUAAAUGGCUUUCAUCAGAAAGAGAGGAAAAGAGAGGAAGUGUUCCUGGGCCCGGAGCAGGCCAACAGACUAGAGGGCGCUGUGGAUGACUGGCCUGACUGGAACGAAAAUGAUGUGGGAGAAGGUAGAAACACGCAGCCUGUCCACAUCCACAUUCAGACAUCAAAGAGAGUUGAUCCGGUUGACAGCAGACUCCCAACUGAAAAUGCAGAGGAGGAGCCUUGGGAUGACUUCGAAGACCCCGAACCUACCUUAGAUCUCUCCCCUACAGCUCCCUCUGCAGAUUCAGCGAUUCCUCCACCUCUCAGAGGGAGCACCUCCUCAUCUGCUGAUCAAAUUACUAAAGCAUCGACACUAAAAUCCUCUAACCCCCUUAAACUGUCAUCGCAAAGCAAGCGCACUUCAUGGGACAAUGACUGGAGUCAAAAGAAAGACUUUAAGAGCCCACUAGAACCAUCGGUCCCAGUGCCCAAAUCUGCAGUGCCAUUAAAGGGCAACAGGACAGGAGGUCUGGGGGAGGAGUUUACCAUUAAGGUGAAGAAGAAGAUAGAGCAAGACCCAGAGUUGGAUUUGUUUGCAGACAUGGUGCCAGACAUCAAGUUAUCUUCUGCCCCUCUGCUGUCUCUAGAGGAGAGAAGUGUGCAUGUUGCAGACAAAACUCUGGAGAUUGGCUCGUCCAUUGAUACUGCAACACUUAGUGCCAGGUUUGCAGUAGCUAACCCGUCUGAGGCUGAAACAGAUGGCUGGGAGGAUGGAGAUGACCUCAACUGGGAGGACGAGAACGCCUGGUGAUGACGUUUGAACAGAACUCCAUCUGGAGCGAAAUACUCAACCACUGGAGACCUUUAAUCCACGCACCACAUCUGGAGUGCCACUAUCCCACAGAGCAGUAAAGUGGAAGAAGCUUCUCAUAAGAUGAUGCAGUAAGAACAAGGAGGGCCUGAAUCUUUUAUCACUGUUUAUUAUGGGAACGUGGGGCAAGUACAUAUGGGCUGCUCGAUGGUGCUAGACCCGGACAAAAGAAGCCGUUUUUGUAAUUGUUUGCCAGUUGACGUUAUCCACGUCAAUAUGGUGAAGGGUCUAGGGGUAACUGUCGUUGCUUUGAUUUGUUUUUGUUUUAUGUGCCAAACCAACUUCCGGCAUUAAGCUCAAGUUAAACGUUUAGCAGGACUAAGGUUGGUUUCCUUAAGGUUUGCACUCUGAAUGAAUGGGAAACAGAAAAUCCAUUAUUUAUUUGAGCUUUUUGGUUGGUGGUGAAAUAAACAUUUUACUGCA
Molecule: messenger RNA, 3053 nt
Organism: Girardinichthys multiradiatus
Lineage: Eukaryota; Metazoa; Chordata; Actinopteri; Cyprinodontiformes; Goodeidae
Gene: scyl3
Product: SCY1-like, kinase-like 3
Exons: 14
Coding region: 282-2570 (762 amino acids)
Biological process (GO): protein phosphorylation
Molecular function (GO): ATP binding; protein kinase activity
Source: RefSeq, a predicted model, not a curated record